Alternaria infectoria is the source of this 1722-nucleotide messenger RNA. RefSeq lists its product as uncharacterized. Gene Ontology annotation, cellular component: GPI-anchor transamidase complex. Gene Ontology annotation, biological process: attachment of GPI anchor to protein. The transcript has 2 exons. The coding region runs from base 1 to 1722 and encodes 573 amino acids. The record is from RefSeq and is a predicted model, not a curated record. NCBI's taxonomy places the organism in Eukaryota, Fungi, Ascomycota, Dothideomycetes, Pleosporales, Pleosporaceae.
AUGGAACAAGUCAACCGCAACAUGGCGGCACCAAAUGAUUCCGACGCGUCGCUGGCGGCCGAGUUGAAGCAGACGUCCGCCCAGUCGCCUUCGACACCCACCGCGGCAGCAUUGGCUAAGCAGCCUCCGCCCGAGACGAAAGAGAGCUUAUGGCUGCGCCGCCUGUCCAUCCUCUCCUUUUGGGUGGUCGUGGUGUUCCUGGGCCUACCAAUAUGGCUGAAGACAACAGCCAUCUACAGGGCAGAGCUGCCACUGCAGGACAUGACGGACUGGGCUGAGGGCAAGGUCUGUAAGCCAGUCUUCCCUCUGCGCAUCGCUGUAGAGGCCCCGAUCCCUUCCACGGAUGCGCAACAUCUCCUCCGUACGACGCAACAUGCCCUCGACGAUAUCAACGACUUCUCUGCCCACCACCUCCGACUGAUGCUCGCCGAUUCUCCCUUGCAGCAAAACGCCUCGCAACAAGUCAUUGUCGAUGGAAUCAGCAUCCAGAGCGAUGACAAGGACGUGGCCCUGGUCAUCCGACUGAUACCUGUCGAGACAGGCACAACGCCACGGUCGCAGCUGCAGCCAUAUUCGCCAACGCUAGACGUAUACUACUCGCCCAACCAGAUUCCAUCGCAGUCGUCGACUGGCUCGAGUCUCGCUACAUUCCUCGCUCAGGAACUACACAACAUAUUUGGUGAAGAGCAGGCGCAGUUGGCGCACGUGUUGUCGGCUACUUCUGGUGCACAUGCUGCCAAAGUUAAGGCGCUUUCUCCAGAAACGUCCGCAGAGCUUCAGCGCCAGUCCACGCGCGCCCUGAAGUAUGCUCCAACAUACCACCUGACGUUCUCCUUAUUCAGUCCCUCCUACGCACCUUCCCAGUGGGACAUCGAGACUGCUCUCCAGACGUACAUGAGCCCUCUUCUUGACGCCUUCUCAGCCAUCAGCAACUUCACCGUCGAUACGCAAGUACAGCUCUACGCAACAUUCGCUCCGUCUGUUCGCCAGCCGGAGUACGAUGAAGCUACAAAGGCAUGGACUCUCCGCAAGGAAGACCUUAGUGGGUUCGUGAACGCGGCUGAGUGGCCCCUCAGUCCCAGCAUUGGCGAGGGGCCGACCGUCAACUUCAUUCUGUAUGUACCGGAUCACACGCAGUCUCCGCUUCUGGUCAAGGAGAAUGCAGGGAACAGCUGGUUAAUUCCGCAAUGGGGUGGUGUACACAUACUGAACUUGGAGGGCGAGGCAGACACGCCGGCUGCUUUGACUGCUGAAAUGCUCGCACCAGCGAUGCACACAUUCUCGAAUCAGCUCAUCUCGUUGUUCGGUCUGCCGCAGAGUCCGGCAUCUUUGCCACUUCGCAUCUCGACUCUUGAACGCGUCCGAGCUGCAUCCCUUAUCUUCUCAGCAUCUUCCACGUUGGGAGCCUUAGCUCAAGUGUACCAGAAGCUUCCUUCUAUCCCAGUACCCGAUAACGUUGCCCAGUCUACGCAAGAGACGAUUGCACAUUUACAGCAAGCCUGCGACUUCCUUCGAGAUGGCCGCUUCGCAAGCGCUCUGGAACACGCCCGUGCUGCAGAGGUGGAGGCCGAAAAAGCUUUCUUCGAGCGCUCCAUGGUCGGACAGGUCUACUUCCCUGACGAACACAAGGUGGCUGUGUACCUACCCCUACUAGGGCCAGUUGCCGUCCCACUGAUCAUGGCUGCUUUGAAGGAGCUGAAAGCAGUGCUAAAGCGAGGCUGA